Messenger RNA from Dreissena polymorpha, 6476 nucleotides. RefSeq lists its product as uncharacterized. NCBI's taxonomy places the organism in Eukaryota, Metazoa, Mollusca, Bivalvia, Myida, Dreissenidae. The record is from RefSeq and is a predicted model, not a curated record. Bases 826 to 4476 code for a protein of 1216 amino acids. The transcript is spliced from 19 exons. Gene Ontology annotation, cellular component: cilium; stereocilia ankle link complex; plasma membrane. Gene Ontology annotation, molecular function: protein binding.
UUAAAGGAUACAUUGGCUUUCGUUAAUGAAUUAUUAAUUAUAAAGGCAUACGUAAAUAAUAAAUGAAAAUCCCGACUUUCUGCCUUUGGUAAACAAAUAAUUAGGUCUCGUGAACGUCGAAAGAAUACAUCUAUCAAUUAGUUUUGACCCAAGUUUGCUAUUGAUUAUUGGCAUAUGCUGUAUCUUGAGGAAAAGUGCCCUCUUGGAAUUUGCGAAAGAAAAGCGUUUAAGUAAAGGUGUAUAAAGGAAGCAUUUAAUCACAUUGUUUUGGACAGAGUGAGACUGUAUAACAUUGAGUCAGAUAGAUGCAUUAAUCAUGUUAAUUGAAUAGAAAUUUCUACUGCUGAGAUACACUUAACAAAGUGCUACAACAGAACCAUAUUGUGCUAGGAAAAUUGAAUUAAUAAAAAAUGUGUCCUGUUUUGGCCAGACAACAAAAAAGUGUGGUAUGAUUAUGUUUACUGUGACUAAAGGGAUAUGAACUUAGAAUACUGGUAGGUGAUGAUAAUAUAAGCAGUGGCUUGAAUGUAACAGUUCAUUCAGAAGAUGUUGAAAAUUAUGAAAAACAUGCUUGUGUAAGGCAAGUAAAUGGUGUUCACAUUACAACCUUGACUACUGAGUUAUAUCAUAGCUUCACACUUAUAAACAUUUUUUUGUUAAGUCUGUUUUGUGUGGACUUGUGUGUGUGUUUUUUUAACUGUGACACUCACACACAAAAUUGAAGAUUUAUAGGUAUUCUAGAUGUAGCUUAGAGGAAGUCUACAUACAAAUUUGAAUCCAGUUUAAUGUGUUAAAAAAUUGCCUUGAUUUCUGAACUCUGCAGCCAUGUCAGCAAAGAAAAACGAUUCCACUCAAGGACAAACAAAAACAAUGUCCAAUAGGGUCAGAAGUUUACAAGACGCUCUUAACUCCAAGCUGAAGUUAGCGGAAAAAUCAGCGUUUGUUGCUGUGCUGAACCAGUACCACAUGUCACGUGAUGUACCAGAGUUUGUACGUAGUCUCAAGCUACUGUUUAGCACACCAGACAAGAAACAGUUGUUUGCACUCAUCAGGAAAGUCGUUCCAAAGGCAGAUCUUGAGGAGUAUGACCGGUGCAUGCAAUUAGACGCAGGAAAGUUCAAUACAAUGCCUGCCAAACGGUCAAAAAAGAUACGAUCAAGACCACCUUUAAAUUCUGAGGUUGAUUCAAAAAGUCUGUUAUCCUCAGAAAAGCAGAAGAAGCCAAAGAAAGAGAAAAGUGCAAAAAGUAAAGAAACUAAAGAUAAACAAAAAAAGCACAAUUUGAGUUUUAUGAAAUCACCAGAAAAUGCGUUGACAUUCAAUCCAAAACAGGCUGUGCAGAAAGUGAAAACAGCUUUAAAAGAGAAAGGUCAAGGCAGCGAGGUCAUUCAUCAUAUCCAAAUGCAUCAUUCUGGGGACCCUGAAAAGGGCUUUGGGUUCAGCAUCCGGGGCGGUUCUGAAUACGGCAUUGGUAUUUAUGUUUCCAUGGUGGAUGAUGGAGGAAAAGGUCAGGUACACAAGCUGGUCCCUGGAGACCUGAUACUGGAGGUCAAUAACAUCUCAUUCCAUGGAAUCUCACAUCAGGAAGCAGCACAGAUCAUCAAAGGAUCUCGUAAGCUAGACAUGAAGGUGAGCCGCGUUGGCCUAAUUCCUGGCACGUCAGUCGUUCAUGAGAUGUAUAAGUGGGUCGAUGACCUUGGACGACCCACUUCUCCACCGCCAGAAUUGGAACAGAUCAAGCGGAACGAUUCCGCGGGAGCCAAGUCUGAAUUUAAUCUGCUUAGGCCUGGUUCCAUUGAGCAGAAGAUUAAUGUUUCCGUAAGUGAAGGUGAAAGCCUUGGUCUAAUGAUUCGAGGUGGUCGAGACUUUGGGCUCGGAAUUUAUGUAUCUGGUGUGGACCCGAUGUCAAAGGCAGAUGAAUGUGGUUUAAAGGUCGGAGACCAGAUUCUUGAUGUGAAUGGUAGAAGUUUCCUGGACAUCACACAUGCAGAAGCAGCUGCCAUUCUGAAGAAGUCAAGACACCUUAUGUUCACCAUCAAAGAUGUUGGAAAAUUGCCGUUUGGACGGACCAAGUUUGACAAAACAAGCUGGAAGGAUAAAAACAGUGGCCCUCCAACACGUCGCAGGAAGGAGAGUGGGCAGUCAGAUAGCACUGUUACUCAAGACAGCAAGCAAAGUACCAUCUUUCGGAAGGGCAUUGGUUCCCAGCUAAUGUUGAACACGGGCAUAAGUGUCAAAUGGGACUCAAUUGAGCACCAGGCAUCAGUGCUUCUGAACGAAACUGAGCAAGGAACUUUGCGAUAUUACCUGAGUGAAUACCAGACAGAAUUUAUCAGCGUGGAUGGAUUGGCGAUGGCAUCGUUUGAACUGCUAAAUACAAAAGCAAAGAUGACAAUGAUGCCAGAGAUUAGGAAUUGGGUGAGGCCAGAAGAUGUCCAGAAAUUCGAUCUUCUUCUUCAAAGACGUGAGGCUCAACAACGUCAUGGUUUCCUACCAUCAAGUAACAGCGUGGUUUCCUUGGAUACAAGUCAAGGUCAAAGGUCAAGGUCACAAGACAAAACAUGGAGUCAGGGUCAUAAUUUGAAAUUCUCAAGGUCAGUGCCCGGGUCACGUGUUGCCACGGUGAGGGAGAGACCAUCACGUACACGGAAACUCGUGCCAGAGUGGGAGCUGGAGCCGCUACGUAUUGCCAUUGAACAGAUAGAGGACCACCCAGGAUAUGCCUUGGACUAUGAGAAACAUCACCAGUCUGCAGGCUUGUUGAUGACAGAUACAGUGAACCAGUCUAGACCAAACCUGCUGAAAACAUCACUGUCAUCCAGAAGGGCCAUGUCACAGGAAACCCUGACACCAGUGUACAUAGAUACAACGUCAGACCUACCACCCUCACCUCGUUCUGCAAGUUCUUCAUCGUUGCGAUCAUACACCACUAGUUCGUCACGGCAACAUCGCAGGCCCACUAGUGGCUACAUGCACAGACAGCGAGCAGGAAGCAACAGCUCGACAUUGCGGCGAAAGAAUCGCUCUGUAGAAGAUGUCAGAAUACCCACCCACGGCAAGAAACUUUCCAUGCCCUAUCAGUCUGUCACUAGCAGCCCUAUGGGGCCGAGGAGAAAUCUGGCCAGCCAUUCCGUCACUCACUUACAUGACAGCUACGAUGAGGAAUAUCCGGACUCACCGCUAUCAUACCGGGAGAACAUAAUAUUUGCAGAAGUCCAUCCUUUACCUCGGACUGAGGCACCAUCCAGUGAUGACAGUGGUGUUGAUGUGAAUGGUAACCAUGGAAACGAAAAUAACAGCCAUAAUUUUUCAAAUCGCCAGAAAAGGGUGACAAUAUCCAAUGAGAAUCCUAUCGACAUUGAUGAAAUUCUUGAAAGUCGAUCUUUUGAGCUACCUGGAUCCCAAGACAGUAAAACAUCCACAUUAACCAAUCACAGUAUCAGAUCCAUGUCACAUGAUAGCAACCAUUCCACAUUGACCAAUCAGAGUCGUCGUUCUGUGUCACAUGACAGCAACCAUUCCACAUUGACUAAUCAGAGUAUGCAAUCUUAUAACAACCGGCACUCGACCCUGACCAAUCGAAGUCAUCCUUCUAUUUCACUAGAAAGCAAUCAUUCCACAUUGACCAAUCGCAGCAGCGGAUCUAGAACAAGCUUAGCUGGUGUGACCAAUAGAAACCAGCCAGACAAUUCAAAUUCUAACUUUAAUAGUAUAAGAGCAACAUCAUCACCAAGAAUGAGUGGAACCCUUAGUUCUCGCAGAAAUGGGAAGUAUAAACCACCUGUACAAAUUCUAAUCAAUGAUGGUGACGGUUCCAUCGACACUCUGAGUCUUGAAAGCCCCUCGUCGCCACGGUUUCUUCACAAGCCUAACUUUGGCAGUAACCAGUCAAGAGCUUUACGCCGACCGAAAAAAGGAGGUUUUGGUAACCUGUCAGUUUCAAGGUCAAGUACUAGUUUUCAUCAGCAGAACUCAGAUACUGAUGAUGACAUUGGCGCUGAAGAUGACGAUGAUACUGAUGAUUAUCCUAAUACCAGGAGCUUUGACAAAUAUUCUUUCUCUGGAGAGAAUACUGACAAGUUUGUGAGCCCGUUGGACCAUAUACUAGACCAGGAAGACUCUUUUGGUGAAAUGGAGCAUCGCCAGAUCGAAGAAGCAAGGCAUAAAUAUGGUAACAUCCCAAUGCGUGUGGUUUACAUCUACAAGACAAAACCAACCCUGGGGAUGGCUGUAGAGGGUGGGGCCAAUACUAGACAGCCCCUCCCUAGGGUCAUUAACCUGCAGCCAGGUGGGUCAGCGUUUGAGUCAGGAGGUCUCAAGGUCGGUCACGUGAUUCUAGAGGUCAACGGGGUGAGUCUCCUCGGUAUGGAGCACAUUGCAGCAGCCAAGACCAUUGCAGAGGCCUUCAAGAGCAGGGACAUAGGGAACGUUGAACUGUUAGUGACAGAGUCAAACGCUAGAAUUAAGGGGGUGUGAUGGGGAUUCUUUGACACUGUGUGGAACUGUGAUGUGAAUUGUUGACAUUCGGUGAAACUCAAGAAUCAAUUGGUUGUGAUAUGAUUUUUUUUUCCGUUAAUACACUUUAUUUUCCAGUCAUUGAUCUAAGAAAAACCUUCCUAGCAUCAAGUUUUAGCUAGUAAAAAUGUAAGAGAUGUCAUGUUUAGAUUAAUCUUGAUGAAACUAUUUAAUGAUGUUUAUGUUGUCAACUAUGCCAAGUUUAAAUGCGGGCCAAGUGGAGUAAAAACAACAUCAUGUGGUCAAAUUUUAGAUAAACGUUAUUACCAAACAGAAAGACACAUUUUUUUAUACAGUCUUAAUAAAACUUGAUGUACAUGUUUUUAUUUAGAAUAUCUAAGACAAGUUUAAAUCUGGGUCAAUUUAGGUCAAAACUAUGUCACUGGUUCAUUAGAAAAAUAUUGUUAUAAAUAUAGAAUCAACAUUUAUGAUUUACUUAUGAAUGAACUGGAUCGGAAUUUUUAUUUUGACAAUAUAUAAGCCAAUUUUGAAUAUGAUAAAAACUAUGUUUACACUAAAGAACUUACAUUUACAACUCAAGUUUGGAUGCAACUUGGUCAGAAUGUUAUUCUGAGCAAUAUCUUAACAAAGUUUGAAUCUGGGUCAAGGGUUUAACCCAUUUAUGCCCAGUGGACUCUCCCAUCCUUCUAAAUUGGAUCAAUUUAUUUCCAAAAUUAGGGGUGUCAAGUAUAUUUAUUUUUAUAUUUAGAAUAUUUCAUAAAGAAAUUCAUUUAAGCAAACAGCGCAGACUCAGAUGAGAAGUCGCAUUAUGUGGCGUCUCAUCUGGGUCUACGCUGUUUGCAAUGUCCUUUCUUCAGGACGCUAGGCAUAAAUGGGUUAAACAAAACAUUUUGCCAUCAGGUGAAAUCCUUUUAUCCACAUUUAUAUCAAUCAUGAUAAACUUGGUCAUGCUCCAAACACAAACUAGGAUUAGUUUUAAUUUAAGUACGCAAAACUCUAGCACCAAGUCAAAUAUUUAAAUUUAAUACACCUUACACUCACUAAAUGUGUCCUCUGUGCUCUAAUUGUGAUGAAAUAUAGUCUGAAUGUUUGUUUUGAGCAUAUGUAGGCCAAGUUUCAAACUGUCGUCACCAAUACAUGAAUUCAAAACCUUAGUCACAAGGUCAAAUCUUCUACAUGUGAUGUACAGCUUGACCUCAGAUGAGCCCAAUGAGGGCCUGCAGGGGCCUCUAGUUUGAUUAAAAUGACCUGAAGGCUUUUGAACACUCACAAUCCUUGUAUUCUAUUAAAGGCACCAUUCGGAAGUUGCACUGUCCAUCUGUAAGAGUGCAUAAUUGUCUGUCUGAAAAUUCCUAUCUCAGUUAUUACUUUGCAAUAAUAGGAUGGAUUUUUUUUAACUUGGCAUACAUGUGAGUGAUUGUUAUGUAAGGUGUUGGGUGUGAUACCAGUUUCAUGGAAUUUUAAAAUACAACAAAUGUCAACCAUCAGAAGAGGGAGCGUGCUCCAACCUCAACAGUGAAGAUAAAUUUUAGUCGUGAAAGGUCCAAAGCUGAUUUUUAACACAAAAGUUGAAUGUUUGGAGUAUCUGUGCCCUAUGGACACAUUUUGUUGUCAAUGUUUUGGGCGUUAAAUAUAUUUUUGUAUUGCUUUUGUAUGUUCACAAUAUUUUUGGAUUAAGUGAGGGGUAGGGUGGAAGAAAAUUCUGCAUUUACUUAACAAGGAUUCGUUCUUGAAACAUUUCAUGAACACAUUAUUUACUGUUGGUGUACUAUUUUAACUUGACUUUUGUAAUAUUCAUAUUUAAGUAGUUCCUAUUCAUGUAUCAGAGCUGAUAUCAAAUACAUCAGCAAAACCAUAUUUUGCAAACUAUCUGUGUAACAUUGAUGAUGUUUUAUCAAUCUAAAUAACCCAGAUAUUUAAUUAUACAAACAUUUAAUGUAAGUCAUAUUGAUUUUAUAUUAUUAUAUAUAAAUAUUCAUAUUAAACUUUUAAAAAUGUUA